Alternaria incomplexa is the source of this 1425-nucleotide messenger RNA. RefSeq lists its product as uncharacterized. The coding region runs from base 1 to 1425 and encodes 474 amino acids. The record is from RefSeq and is a predicted model, not a curated record. NCBI's taxonomy places the organism in Eukaryota, Fungi, Ascomycota, Dothideomycetes, Pleosporales, Pleosporaceae. The transcript has a single exon.
AUGGAGUCGGCUCCGAGGCCACCCUCUCCGCCUACCUUUAGAUCCCGGGUUAAGCGGUAUACGGAAGACACCCGGAACGUAGCGGCAUGGCUUCGCCAGACCGCUUUGAACUGCGGAUAUGCCGCCAGCACCGCAUCACCAAGCGUGGAAUCUUGUAACGGAAAGAAAGCCGAAUAUCUCAUCAAGACGUCUGAGUUCAUUCCCAUGGCUGAGGCCAUCGCGGCGCACAAACCCCAACCCACGAUUCCGCAAGAUGUAUUAGCCACAAUCUCCCGAGCUAUCAGACUGCGCCGCAGAGAAACCCGAUACGUCAAGUUAUUCGGCGCGAAAUGUAGGCAAAGUCAAUUUGGAGACAGCACACAUACCCAUUUCACCGAGAAGGUGCUGGGCAAGGUUCGAGACGUGCUGCGGCCAAUAGUCCAACCUACUGCACCUGAACCCCAGGCAACUACCGCACCGUCACUCAGCGAGAAGCUUGCUUCGUUUUUCGGUUCUGAAACCGACGAAGCCGAAAACAUCAGCGGUGAGCCUUUCAACAAUCUCACACCCGUAGACAUCGACUUCGAUGAUGUGGAGGUUGAAGACGAAUUCUUCUUGGCCAUUGAUGCCUUUAUGGAGGAUGUUUUCGUUAUGCGUCAAUACCUUGAGUACAUUUGGACUAUUUACAAGGAGUCUGUGCUGGAGAACAACGUCUGCUCGCUGUUGACGAAUACAGCAAUAGAUGUCGUUCGUCUAGCUGAAAAUGAAUUCGCUAAGCUGAUCAAGCGACCCAAACGCUUUCCGGAAGAUAAAUUUCCUGUCUGGACGCUUCCUGCUUUGUUGUUCUAUAAGCGGACCCCUACCCUGGAAGAGAGGUUUACGUACGAGGAGUUUUCGGGUCUGAUGCCAAUCAAGCUGCUUCGCAAGGACGUUGAGGACCAGAGCGAUUUCGCCUUGUUCUCGGUCUUUUCAGGGCUCAAAUGGUAUCUCUACACUACUCCCGAGCAAGGUCCCUGCACGCUUGACCCCGCUCGAUUCAAGCAAUCAGAGAUAAGCUGGCACCCGCACCUGCCUCGGGUCGUCGAGAUGUGCCAAAUGAUGCAGUGGCAAGCCGAUAUUCAGUUCUCUCCCGAGUUUGAAGGCUUUCCUGACGGCGUUGCUGAAGACGAAAUCGCGCGAGGUGUUCGGCAUAUGACUAAAUACAGAGAGAUUCCAAUCUGGGUGCAGUUCGCUGCCCAGACUUAUAUCGACAUUCAAGAUGUACUGGACAAUAUUAUGGAUGCGCCAUUGAAAGAGCUGCACAAGUGGGUGGCAACGUCCAGCUACAGAUUGAAUGAGUUCCUCUCUGACAAUGCCCGCCUCCGCACGUGGGAUCUUACAUUGCACGAGCAAUUCACCAAACUUACAGGAAGUCUUUCCAAGAGUCAACAAUCGCUAGAGCUUUAG